UGGCUGGGAAGUGAUGGAGCCCGAGGCCGGCGACCACGGCCUGGCCUUCCGCAGUCUCCACAGAGGCUCCGGCGAGAUGAAGCUACGGAAGAGGAAGUCCACGCUGUACGUGAAUACGCAGGAGAAGCGCUCUCAGCGCGGCGGUCUUCUUGGAGAAAGCAUUUACCUGGUCUUGUUUACCGUUGCUCUGCGAAUACUUAAUUGCUUCCUAGUGCAAACAAGUUUUGUUCCUGAUGAAUACUGGCAGUCUCUUGAAGUUGCACACCACAUGGUCUUCAGUUAUGGUUAUCUGACCUGGGAAUGGACAGAGAGACUGAGGGGCUACACUUACCCCCUCAUCUUUGCGAGCAUUUACAAGAUUCUGCAUCUUUUGGGGAAAGACAGUGUUCAAUUGCUGAUCUGGAUUCCCAGACUGGGCCAAGCUCUUCUCUCUGCUGUAGCGGAUGUCAGGCUGUACUCGCUCCUGAAGCAUGUGGGAAACCAGGAAGUGGCACGGUGGGUGUUUUUUUGCCAGCUGUGCUCCUGGUUCACGUGGUACUGCUGCACCCGAACCCUCACGAACACCACGGAGACUGCCCUCACUGCAAUUGCCCUCUUCUACUAUCCCCUGGAAGGCUCGAGGUCCAUGAACAGUGUCAAGUACGCACUCCUGGUGGCACUUGCUUGCAUAGUCCGCCCCACAGCGCUCAUCCCGUGGGUGCCGUUACUCUUCAGCCAUUUCUACCAAGAGCAGAGAAAGCGCCAUCUGACCCUGCAUCACUUUUUACCUGUAGGACUUAUAACCUUCAGUUUGUCUCUGAUAAUUGAUCGCAUCUUUUUUGGCCAAUGGACGUUGGUCCAAUUUAAUUUCUUGAAAUUUAACGUGCUGCAGAAUUUGGGGACAUUUUAUGGCUCUCAUCCAUGGCACUGGUACUUCAGUCAAGGGUUUCCAGUUGUCCUGGGAACCCACUUACCCUUCUUCAUCCACGGCUGCUUCCUGGCCCCAAGGAGGCUGCACAUACUACUGCUGACCGUGCUGUGGACUCUGCUGGUGUACAGCGUGUUGGGCCACAAAGAAUUCAGGUUUAUCUAUCCAGUUUUACCAUUUUGCAUGGUGUUCUGUGGAUACUCACUAGCCCACUUGAAGGCGUGGCGGAAGGCAGCGCUGAGUUUCCUGCUUUUGUCAAAUAUGCUGCUGGCUCUCUAUACUGGCCUAGUUCACCAGAGGGGCACUCUGGAUGUCAUGAGUCACAUUCAGCAAAUCUGCCCCAGAGGUCCCGACCCAGCUUCAGCCUCCGUGUUCAUCAUGAUGCCUUGCCACUCCACUCCUUACUACAGCCACGUUCACUGCCCACUGUCCAUGCGGUUUCUCCAGUGUCCUCCAGACCUGACUGGAAAAUCCCAGUAUCUUGAUGAAGCAGAUAUGUUCUACCUAAAUCCCUUAAGCUGGCUACAACAAGAGUUUCGAAGCAAUGCAUCUCUCCCCACUCACUUGGUCACCUUCAGUGUUCUGGAGAAGGAGAUCCGCGCCUUCCUCACUUCAGGGAGCUAUGAGAGGACCGCUAUUGUCUUCCAUACGCACUGGCCAGAGGGUCGGACUGGAAGUCACAUACAUGUCUAUGAACGACGGUUACACGGCAGCGUCGCCACAGGAGGGAAUGAACUGUGAGGACGGCUGCAGAGAUGCUCAGGGGAACUUCAAGUGAUUCGGGAAAUGAAGAGGAAGCCACUUGGGGGCGGCUGUAUCAUCUACUGUACCAAGGCAUUCUGAGAAAACACUAGUACGACGCCAGAUUUGACAGAGACCUUUAGUUUUCCUCACGGUGCAGUUUAUUGUUCUUCCAGUGUUCAGGUGUGCAAGAGCGUUCACAAGAACAAGUCAGCAAGCUCUUCACAAGCCAAUGGGCUCUUGAUCCCACAGAGAGACAAAAGCGUGAGAGUAGAACACACGUUAGAGGGGGUCCUUGUCUCAGCUCAUUCCUCAAGCCAUACUGCACACCAAGAUGGCGGCACUUCCUGCCCUGUAUGAGCUGAGCUCAGCUACUGAAACCAAGCCUUGUUUCAUGCACAGAGUAUUUCAUGCCUGGCUUCCUUAAUAAAACUACUUUUUUUUUUCCCAGAGCAAAAAAAAAAAAAAAGUUUUUAACAAACCUAA
This is a messenger RNA of Alexandromys fortis (reed vole), 2134 nucleotides long. RefSeq names its product phosphatidylinositol glycan anchor biosynthesis class B (gene Pigb). The transcript has 12 exons. Gene Ontology annotation, biological process: GPI anchor biosynthetic process. Gene Ontology annotation, cellular component: endoplasmic reticulum membrane. NCBI's taxonomy places the organism in Eukaryota, Metazoa, Chordata, Mammalia, Rodentia, Cricetidae. The coding region runs from base 14 to 1648 and encodes 544 amino acids. Gene Ontology annotation, molecular function: alpha-1,2-mannosyltransferase activity. The record is from RefSeq and is a predicted model, not a curated record.